ACACACACACACGCUUUCCCUUUAACACACACUCAGUCUCCAUCCGUUUCUCUUCAGUGUGUGUUUAUAAAGAGCUCAGAUGGCGAAGAAGACCUAUGAUCUGCUCUUUAAGCUGCUCUUGAUCGGUGAUUCUGGGGUGGGAAAGACCUGCGUGCUGUUUCGAUUUUCAGACGACGCCUUUAACACCACCUUCAUCUCCACUAUAGGAAUCGAUUUUAAGAUCAAAACAGUUGAAUUGCAAGGAAAGAAGAUAAAGCUACAGAUAUGGGAUACAGCGGGACAGGAACGGUUUCACACCAUCACUACCUCUUACUACAGAGGGGCCAUGGGAAUCAUGCUCGUAUAUGACAUCACCAACACCAAGAGCUUCGAAAACAUCAGCAAAUGGCUCAGAAAUAUCGAUGAGCAUGCUAAUGAGGAUGUGGAGAGGAUGCUGCUAGGCAACAAGUGUGACAUGGAGGACAAACGUAUCGUACCAAAAGCCAAGGGGGAACAGAUCGCGAGAGAACACGGGAUUCGCUUCUUCGAGACAAGUGCAAAAGCCAACAUCAACAUCGAGAAGGCGUUCCUCACGUUAGCAGAAGACAUUCUCAGAAAGGUGAGUUCGGGAAUGACUGACUGAUAACACCAUUGGUAU
Messenger RNA from Sinocyclocheilus grahami, 637 nucleotides. RefSeq names its product ras-related protein Rab-10-like. The record is from RefSeq and is a predicted model, not a curated record. Gene Ontology annotation, molecular function: GTP binding; GTPase activity. Lineage: Eukaryota; Metazoa; Chordata; Actinopteri; Cypriniformes; Cyprinidae. Bases 80 to 622 code for a protein of 180 amino acids. The transcript is spliced from 5 exons.